This is a messenger RNA of Kalmanozyma brasiliensis GHG001, 2316 nucleotides long. Its product is annotated as Pseudouridine synthase, TruD. Gene Ontology annotation, cellular component: nucleus. The transcript has a single exon. The record is from RefSeq and is a predicted model, not a curated record. The coding region runs from base 1 to 2316 and encodes 771 amino acids. Gene Ontology annotation, molecular function: pseudouridine synthase activity; RNA binding. Lineage: Eukaryota; Fungi; Basidiomycota; Ustilaginomycetes; Ustilaginales. Gene Ontology annotation, biological process: pseudouridine synthesis.
AUGUCAAGCGUCGAAACGAUGCAGGACGCACCCGACGCCGUCAGUUCGGCAGCUAAGCGGGUCAAGACAUCCCACGAUGUCUCGCCGGAACCGGAGACGCGCAUGACCGAGGCUCGCGCGGGCAUCACCGCCUACAUCGCCCCCACCAUCCCCGGGUUUCAGGGCAUCAUCAAGCAGCGUUUCACCGACUUUAUGGUCAACGAGAUCGACCCGUCUGGUGUUGUGUGUCGACUGACCUCGCUCGAGCCGCCUCCCGGAAAACUGCUUUCUCAGCUUCAUCCGUCGUCCGAACCUGCGAAGGCUCAGCCGGAGCCGGAGCCCGUUGCAAAGGCCGAUGAUGGGGCAUGGCCGCUGGGUGCUGAGGAGAAGCUCUCCCACUUCUUUGCGGCGGAAGCGAUCGAUGCACUGAAGGACAUGUGGUCGGCAGGCAGGAUGCCAACGUCCAUGGCCACGGGGGCCAACGCAACCAUCGUCUCUGCAGCAAGCAUCGUGACCAACCCAUUGGAAGACAAGGCGCAGCGGACGCAGGUGCACCAGCUCAUCCGCGAGCUGUUCGGCGGCAAGCUCGCCACCGACUCCCUCCAAGUUCGGCCUCGGGGCGCAAAGGCAGCGGAGGAGGAUGAGGAUGCCCGCGCUAAUGGCGCGAGCAGCAGUGGGUCGACGAGGAUAGCGGUGAGGUGGGCGAAUCGCUCCGACCGACGAGCGGGCGACGGGCUGAGCGAGGAAGCCAACAACGCACCGCCCUAUAUACAUUUCUUGCUGCACAAGACGAAUCGCGAUCAUCAGGAGGCGAUGGGGAUGCUGGCUGAGGCGUUGCGGUUGGGUGGAGGUGGUGGUGGGGGACGCGGGAGGGGGAGGGGGAGAGGUGGGUUUCAACGUGGAGGCAGGGCGCCGACCAAGGUGCUCGAUGUGGCGGGGACCAAGGAUAAGCGCGCGGUGACGGUGCAGAGGGUGUCGUUGCGACGCAAUCGCAAGACGCUCGAGGACGUGUAUCGGCUGGUCAACGGCAUCACUGCCGAUCAUCCCUCGACUAGUAAGAAAGGUAAAGGUCGGACCGUUGUGGACGCAACAACUUCGCGAGGCGAACGAGGCAUUCGCAUCGGUCACCUCUCCUACGCCGAUGCACCGCUCAAACUCGGCCAGCUCAAAGGCAAUGAAUUCACCAUCACCUUGCGCAAUGUUCGCCCCACCGUCCCGACUCCUCCCUCCGACUUCCUCGCCACAAUGAACGCCUCCAUGGCGACGCUACGCGAUCGCGGGUUCAUCAACUACUUUGGCAUGCAGCGUUUUGGUACAGGCUCCAUCCCUACGCACCACAUCGGCAUCCACAUCCUGCGCAACGACUUCAAGGGCGCCAUCACGCUGCUGUUCGACCCGCGACCCCCCUCGACGCCGGACGCGGACGAUGGCGACAGUUCGGAAAUGCGCAAGGCGAAAGAGCUCUACUGGGCGGGCGCGUACGAUGAGGCGUACCACGCUAUGCCGCGUGGGUGCACCGCCGAGAAGAGUAUCUUGGACAAGAUGCGCGGAAGGUGGACCAAGGGCGAUUGGACGGGGGCGUUCGGGAAUGUGCCGAGGACGCUGAGGUUGAUGUACGUGCAUGCGUAUCAGAGUUAUGUUUGGAAUAGGUUGGUGUCGGAGCGGGUGGAGAGGUUUGGGUGCGACAAGGCGGUGGUUGGGGACAUUGUGUUUGCCGACGACACCGGAGACGAUUGGGGGGCUGACGGGGAGGGUGUCGAGGAGAAAGACGACGACGAUGUGGACGAGGACGAUCUGCGAAAUGGCGAGUCCGAUCCCGUCCCCACCUGGCAACGACCAACCCGCGUCCUCACGCAGUCGGACAUCGAUUCCGGGCGCUACACCAUCUACGACAUCCUCAUCCCUCUCCCUGGGUCCUCCAUCACCCUCCCCUCUGGCUGGAUGUCCGAUCUGUACCACUCCAUCCUCACCACCUCCUCCCUCACCCCUGACGACCUGACAUCAUCCAAGAUCCCAGAGUACCAACUCAAAGGCUCGUACCGGCGCAUCCUCGUCCGUCCCACCCACUUCAGUCACCGCGUAACCACCUACACCGACCCAGACAUCCCCCUCACCUACACCGACGAGGAACGCUGUCUCGAUCCCACCCUCACCACUCCCCCCAGCCAGGAGGACGGUGCAUUUACAGCCCUAACGCUCAACUUCCAACUCCCCUCGUCGAGCUACGCAACCAUGCUCAUGCGCGAAGCGCUCAAAUCCGACACGUCCAGCUUCAAGCAUCGCCAACUGACCCAACACAGCGAGGACCAGCAGUUCAAAGGCGCUUCCACCGCUUAG